Messenger RNA from Naegleria gruberi, 1206 nucleotides. RefSeq lists its product as uncharacterized. Gene Ontology annotation, biological process: sphingolipid biosynthetic process. The transcript has a single exon. NCBI's taxonomy places the organism in Eukaryota, Heterolobosea, Eutetramitea, Acrasida, Naegleriidae. Gene Ontology annotation, molecular function: 3-dehydrosphinganine reductase activity. Bases 1 to 1206 code for a protein of 401 amino acids. The record is from RefSeq and is a predicted model, not a curated record. Gene Ontology annotation, cellular component: endoplasmic reticulum membrane.
AUGGACACUUCUCCAAGAAUCAUUCUCAACAACAUCAAACAUUACCUCUUCAAUAGAGAUGAUGUAAUUUGCCCAAGCCACCUCAUCAAUGAAUUAUUCGAAUUCGUUUUCGUGGUCACUCUCUAUCCAGCAGUUUCAUUCCUCAAUUUGAUGGUUCAGUUUUUCAGAUUCUUCUAUCAAUUGACUCUCUCUGUUAGUGAGCAAACUCCAACCUUGGAUUCCAACAGUAUUCUCAUUACUGGAGCAAGUUGUGGAAUUGGUUUGUCACUUGCCAAGUCAAUUUGCAAUCAAUGGUUGAUUCAAAAGAGAACUAAACUUGGUCAAGUUUCAAAUGAAAAGAAAACACUCACUCUUGUUUCUAGAAAUUUGGAUAAAUUAGAAAGGGUUAGAGAGGAAAUUUACUCAACCUUUUCCAGUAGAAACUUGAAAGAAUUAGUUGACAUUCAAGUUAGAGAUUGUGACAUUUGUGACAGAAAGGAAAUUGAGAAAGUUGUCACUGAACAAGAUUAUGAUAUGGUUAUUGCCAGUGCAGCAACCAAUUCUCAAAUCCUUUCCAGAGAAUUCUCUUCUCAAAAUGGCGGUAAAACCGAUAAAAAAGGAGAAAACAUUCAAGAUGAAGAAGAUGUAAUUUAUCAAGAAUUCCAAGUCAACAUUUUUGGUACAUUGAAUACAGUUUUGCCUGCAAUGAAACAAGCCAAGAAUAGAAAUAUUGAUUCUAGAUUGCCUAAACAUGUUGUAGUUGUUGCAAGUGGAGCUGGUUAUCAUGGAAAAUUGAUGGGUCCUUAUGGAAUUACCAAAACUUUCCUAUUCGAAUUCUCCAGAAUGUUCCAAUUCAUUCUCAAUAACAAUGACAAUCAAAAUCAACAUGAGAAUAAUUUGGAUUAUAGCUCUUCCGAUGUGGUUAGAAACUUUAAGGAAAUGAGCAGAAAGUACGCCAAUCAAAAACAAUUAGUUUUACAUGUUGUCAAUCCUGCUGGUGUCACUGAUACAAGAAUGGGAGAAACUAUCAAGAAUUUGGACAAGAUCCCUGGCUCAAUUCAUUCAAACCAUGCAGCCAACUUGAUCUUAGGUGGAUUGAUCAAGAAUGAACGUGUCAUUGAUUUGAAUAAUUCCUUUGUUUAUGCUGGUUUGAGAUUUUUAAAUGCCCUUCCAGUUUCUGCUGAGAGUUUUGUUACAAAUUGCUUGAAUUUGCAAAUCUACUCUUAA